AAAAAAAUGUAAUGUAAUUACGACAGAGAGAGAGAGAAGAGAUCUGGCGUAGAAGGAAACAAACCAAAAUUUGACAUAAUAACUCCACCAACAAUCCUCCUUCAGAUCGAAAACCCUUUAAAAAAAAAGAAAAUCAAAAAUUCCCUCAAUGAUGAUUCUUCCCAAGCUGCUGUAAUCGGCGAUUUCGAAUGGCAAUUAACAAGACAAGGGGAUUCAAUUGAAGUCGUUGGCCUAUUGUGUCAAUGGCAUCAGCAGCUCAGGUUAAGCCUAGUUCCCGGCGGCAGGAGGUCGCCGAAGCUGGACGCCGUAAGCUUGAGCAGUUCCGCAAGCAAAAAGCAGCCAAAAAGGCUUCACAAAGUAAUACUAUUACACAGCAAACUCUCGCAGUUUCAGAUGGACAUGUUGCAUCCCAUCAACUUCCCUUCGACCAAACCCAAUCCAAGUCCUCCUCAUUCUCCGGAGAUGUAUAUAAUUUAUCGUUUUCGAAUGUAGCCCCUAAGGAUGGAAGCCAGAGGGAUGAGUCAGUGGGGACAGCUGGUUUCUCUAGUAGCUUAGACCUCAAGGGCUCCUCUACAGUGGACAAUACGCCUGAAGUUGUACCUUACAAGCAAUCGAGUGGAGGUUUUCCCAAAGGCGCAUCUCCUUCUUCUGGAAGCACUCUGCUUCCAACCUCGAUACAAAUGGACGGUUUCUUGCAUGGUAGUGAAUUAAACCCAUCCAGAAAAGACUCUCUACAACCUACUACCAGGAUGGCAGGGUCUACACACGAAGUUGAUAAAAACCAACAGGGAACUGGUGAGGUAAGAGGAGGUAGCAGCAGCAUUGUGCAGAAGCCAACUUUGUCUAGCAGUUAUUUGUUCAGUUCUCCCGAAACAUCAUCGCGACCGUCUGAAUCUUCGGAUUACAGCGUAAAUAUCGCAAGCUCUUCGCCCUUGUACUCGGCUAUAAAUGAAGCAAGUGUGAAGAGAAAUCGUCCAUCUUUCCUUGAUUCCCUUAAUAUUUCAAGAGCUCCAGAGACUCUGUAUCAACACCCUGAGAAGGAGGCGGAUCUGGCUACGCCUAGUGGUUCCCAACUAACUGGCGGUGAUGGUUUUGGACUAUCUUCACGCCAACAUGGGAAAAUAGACAGCAAUGGACCAUCAUUUACAAGUGAAUCUCCUUAUCCAUUUGAAAAAUCCAGGAGUCCUUUGUUUCCUGUUGCCAAUGGAGUAAUGCCAGGUUUUACUGAUUACUCCAUGCCAAAACAAAAUGAUGAUUUUAGUACUCUGGAACAGCAUAUUGAGGAUUUGACACAAGAAAAGUUCUCAUUGCAAAGGGAUCUUGAUGCUUCACGUGCUCUGGCAGCAUCCCUAGCAUCUGAAAAUUCUUCGAUGACAGACACUUAUAAUCAGCAGAGAAGUAUUGUCAACCAACUAAAAGAGGAUAUGGAGAAGCUUCAGCAACAGAUCCAAGAGCAAAUGGCGGAACUUGAAUCCUUCAGAAUUGAGUAUGCAAAUGCACAGCUCGAAUGUAAUGCUGCUGAUGAGCGUUCCCAAAUACUGGCUUCUGAAGUCAUCAGUUUGGAAGAUAAGGUUCUCAGACUCAGAUCUAGUGAGUUAAAGCUGGAGAGGGAACUGGAGAAUGCACAAGCAGAAAUGUCAUCUUACAAGAAAAAAUUACAGAGCGUAGAGAAAGAUCGCCAAGACUUACAAUCUACCAUUAAAGCUCUUCAGGAAGAAAAGAAGGUCCUACAGACUAUGGUGCAGAAAGCUUCCUCUGGUGGAAAAUCCACUGACCUCGGUAAAAGCUCCACUAGCAGGAAAAACGCAUCAACCUCUACCGAAGGUCUCGCCAUUUCAGAUGCUAUGUCAAGGAGCUCCAACCAGGAAACAGAUUCUACUGCGCUGCUUGAAAGUGAUUCGUCUAAUACAGCUAUCAUUCCUGAAACUGGACAAUUAACUCUUGAAGGAUUUUCAUUGAGUGUCCCAGCUGAUCAGAUGAGAGUGAUUGAUAACAUUAAUACGCUGAUUGCUGAGUUGGCAAUUGAAAAAGAGGAACUGGUGCAAGCAUUGUCAUCUGAGUUAUCUCGAAGUGCGCAUGUGAAGGAGUUGAAUAAAGAGUUAUCCAGAAAACUUGAAGUGCAGACGCAGAGGUUAGAGCUACUAACAGCACAGAAUAUGGCGAUAGACAAUGUUUCACGUCCAAACCAGCCAGAUUCUCAUGUAGAUCAAGAGAGACCACCGAUUGCAGAUGAAGGCGAUGAGGUGGUGGAAAGGGUUCUAGGAUGGAUCAUGAAGAUGUUCCCAGGAGGGCCAUCGAAAAGAAGGACGAGCAAGCUCCUCUAAUGCACUACUUGCUCAGCCUUGACCCUUUUUUCCAUUCUGUACAUCCCGGCAUAGCCAUAUACCGCUCGCUAUUGCUUCCUUCUCCGUUUUGUUUUGGAAGACUUUUUGGAUAUUUGAUCCAAAAUUUUGGGUUUCAUUGGAUUUGAGUAAAAUCAAGAAGACAGCAGAAAUGGUAUAGUGAGACAGAGACACGUUUAUAUGAGUGCGUUUUUGUUUGACUUGAAUUUUGUAACUGUUUUUAUAGUCCAAGGUUAAAGGUGUUCCAGCCAAUAUGCUAAUUACAAAAAAAAUUCGGUUUGGUUUUGGAUUGCACUGUUUCCAAUUUAGAUUCAAGAUUCGGUUAAGCAAAUAGUAUAAAACAAGAUUAAUUGUUUGUCUAA
Molecule: messenger RNA, 2704 nt
Organism: Brassica rapa (field mustard)
Lineage: Eukaryota; Viridiplantae; Streptophyta; Magnoliopsida; Brassicales; Brassicaceae
Product: protein BLISTER
Biological process (GO): regulation of growth
Source: RefSeq, a predicted model, not a curated record